AUGUGUCAAGGAGCACUGAGGCUGGAGUGCGGUUGGCUGGCUCUGAACUUAAAGUCCAAGAAAAAAGGUCUGAGGUUUGAAGAGAAGAGGGCCCGCAUGAUGGAGAUAUUUUUUGAAACAAAAGAUGUCUUCCAGUUGAAGGAUCUAGAGAAGAUUGCUCCAAAAGAAAAAGGAAUUACUAAGUCCUCAACGUCAAGGAAAGAGAUUCUGCAAGGCCUUGUUUGUGAUGGCAUGGUGGACACUGAUAGAAUUGGAACUUUGAAUUAUUUCUGGGCUUUUCCAAGUAAAGCUCUUCAUGCCAGGAAGCAUAAAUUGGAGGAGUUAGAGUCUCAGUUUGCUGAAAUCAGUCAGAAAAAAGAGGCUUUACAAAAAAGCAUUGAGAAAUCAAAAAUUGGACGUGAAGAUACUGCAGAAUGUGCAGCUCUGCUGAAGGAACUUGCUGCCCUUUGGCAGAAAAAAGAGCAGCUAAAGACUGAAAUAGACAAAUACAGGGAAUGUGAUCCAGAUGUGGUUGAAGAGAUGCGCCAAACAAACCAAGUGGCCAAGGAGGCAGCCAACAGAUCUGGUGUGUAUUGCAGUGACACAGCUUCACACUAG
Messenger RNA from Prinia subflava (tawny-flanked prinia), 597 nucleotides. RefSeq names its product meiotic nuclear division protein 1 homolog. Gene Ontology annotation, biological process: reciprocal meiotic recombination. The transcript is spliced from 8 exons. The record is from RefSeq and is a predicted model, not a curated record. Gene Ontology annotation, molecular function: double-stranded DNA binding. Gene Ontology annotation, cellular component: nucleus. NCBI's taxonomy places the organism in Eukaryota, Metazoa, Chordata, Aves, Passeriformes, Cisticolidae. The coding region runs from base 1 to 597 and encodes 198 amino acids.